This is a messenger RNA of Wallemia mellicola CBS 633.66, 720 nucleotides long. Its product is annotated as C/H/G cyclin. Gene Ontology annotation, molecular function: cyclin-dependent protein serine/threonine kinase regulator activity. The transcript has a single exon. Lineage: Eukaryota; Fungi; Basidiomycota; Wallemiomycetes; Wallemiales; Wallemiaceae. Gene Ontology annotation, cellular component: mediator complex; nucleus. The record is from RefSeq and is a predicted model, not a curated record. Gene Ontology annotation, biological process: positive regulation of transcription by RNA polymerase II. Bases 1 to 720 code for a protein of 239 amino acids.
AUGACUUUUUGGAACUCAAGCCAAAUAAAAGAGUGUAGGAGUCUAGAGGAGUACAAUAAAAUAAAAAAAUUGGAUAAAUCUAAAUUAAAGGAUGAUUAUUAUAAAUUAGAAGUUUAUUCAAUCAAUAUCUUGAAUAAGUUUGGCAAGAAAGUUACAAAUAGGCAGCGGGUUUUGAGUACAGCCAGUGUAUACUUGAAGAGGUUCUAUUUAUUUAACAACUAUCUAGAAACUGAUUUAUAUCUUAUUAUAAUUACUUGCUUAUACUUAUCCUCGAAAGUCGAGGAAUUACCCUUAUCGAUAAAGUAUAUAACAAAUGAGUUUAAUAAGCAAUUUAAAACGACCUACAAGAUACAGGAUAUUUCUAAAAUGGAGUUCAACCUUAUAAAUGAUUUGGAUUAUAAUUUAGUGGUUUACCAUCCAGAUUUCAGGCAGUUUCAUCUCGAAGACAAAAUAAACAAUCUUUGUUAUUACAUCUUGAACGAUAUCUACAAAACUAAUCUUCUAUUACUGUUCCAACCAUAUACCAUAUCAAUAGCAAUUAUAGUAUUCGCUUAUUCCAUACAAAACAAUACCGAACAAUCAUCUCAGCUGCUAUCACAACUAAACGCAGAUUUGGAUAUUAUACAAUACAUUAUACAAGAGAUAUUGAAAUUAUAUAAAUUAUUACCAACCAUAGUUGAUAAUGAUAUCUAUGAUUUGUAUUUGAAUUCACAUUUUUAA